This is a messenger RNA of Schistosoma rodhaini, 7400 nucleotides long. The record is from the annotation of a GenBank genome assembly. NCBI's taxonomy places the organism in Eukaryota, Metazoa, Platyhelminthes, Trematoda, Strigeidida, Schistosomatidae.
UAUGGCGCUAAAGUGAAACAUGUUAUCUGUUUUCGUACAAACAAUAUUCGUUCAGUGCAACACAUCGUAACCAAUCUCUUAGCAAUAAAACAGGUAACUUAUCAGUUCAUAAUAUCAGAAUUUUAAUCUCUAGCCUACCUAAUUAUGAACCUGGUUCCAAAGACAAAGAUUUAAAGUACUUUCAUACUAACAACGUAGUAAUCAGGCGCAAUUUCGGCCUAUAUUUGUUCCUGUAUGGAAUUUUGUCAAUUUGCAACUUCACAGUUCUAGUUUUAAUGAAAGUGUUUUCGAGGUCUUGAAAAUAUUAUUCACAGCUUUAUAGUUAUUAAGGGUUGAAAUUGAGUCAACAUUUUAAAUGUGUGACCGACGUAUAAAGAUUUAGCUAUUUUAAGCUAUUUGAUUUCACCAUUUUCGUCCCCAAAUGUAACUCUUUUUUCGACCACACAUCGUGGAAUUUGCUCUGGCUAUGAUUUUUCGGACGACUUCUCAGUAGUCUAUCAAAGGUAUACUUGACAGAUACCUGAGAACUCAGAACAUUAGUUGCUAUCAUCCCCUUUUCGAUUGUUUUGUAUGCCUUAGUCUCUAAUUGGAAGCACUGUUAAUUCACUGCCACUAGAUAGAUAAAUCCGUUAUGCUAAUGCUUCUUCUAUUCCGUCCACAAUCAUUUGAAUUGGAAUGAACUGAUUAUUGGAAAGUUUAUCAAACGCAAAAUUUCUCGUUCAAAACUUUACUGGUUCCAAUAUAACUCAUGGUACAUAUUUCUCUUAAAGAUUUACAAAGCCGAUAUUUCGAGGUACAUAACGCAUACUUUUCGCUAUUCGUAGUUACCGACUUACUCAUAAUGCGAAAAUCUCAGAUUUUGCUAUCGACGAUUUGGACUGAUAAUAUGAGAUCAAUUGACACCAAAACCUAAGGUGCUAGCAAAGCUUCAGCCUAACAAAAAGAGGUGCGUUAUGUUGAUUUCCAUAACAUUCUGUCAACUACCACACGUGUAUAGUUAGCUACUAUUGUAUUACAGAUUUGUUUUACCUCAAAAUACUCUCCAUUUACUUUAGCUUGCAAGAACCCAGAGCAUUUACUUUUUAAACAGUCGAAAAUGUAAAAACUUUAUUCCACGAACUAAACACAAAAUUUUGAGCUCUAAACAUUUUAAAUUUCUGUUUCUUUGAUACUGUUUGAUUACGAACAGUUCUAGAAUGAUACAAGUUUGUUCAACACCUGUACAAAGUUAGCUGGUCUACUUUUCAUACUCAACUGCUGAAUUUACAAGAACAUUUGGUUACUCGAGAUGCAAACAUUUGCCUUUUUGCUUUAUCAUACAAUUAAAACUUUCAGUAUAUGGUUUUGGUAUUCAGUAAAAACACAUUUGUAAUAAGACACUACUUUUUGUCUAUCGUAAAGUUUCUAGGGUCAGUGAAUAUCAAACAGACCAUCGAUCCCCGUCAGGGUCAAAUACGACCAACGCGCAUCAGUUAAUCGCAUGCCAUGGACUGGUCCAUGCGUUGAUGGUCUCACUGUCUUUUCUGUGCACAUUCUUACCAAUAUAUUUCCUUAGUAACAUCCUUUGUAUUUUCGACGUUAGCUGUUGGUCACACUAUUUCCAUCUAACUUGAGUAGGCCCUCAAUAAUUUGACAUACGUCAACUACAUCGGUGAUUCUACAAGUUUUGUGAGAGAAUGCUUUUGUGUGUGUAAGUGCAUGUGAAAAAUACAACUACCCAAAAUUAUUGGUUAUUAUUAUCAAAGUAAGCAAAGGCUUGAUGAUGACUUAUCAUACUCCCAGGGAUUUUCUUGCUAACCAAAACUAUAAAGGCUUUUUUUGUUUAACGCUUUUGAAUUUCCAUUAGUUAUGGUAAAAGACAUACAUACAGACAUAUUUAAGAAUCCUUAAUUCAAAUUCCAUAGUUUUUAAAAACCUACAGGUUUUGUUAAGAAAAGCAAGGCAUUAAUUAAACUAAAGUAAUAGUUCACCAUUUUUGUUGCAAACACAAAAUAUAUCACAAUGAAAAACAGUUGUUUUCAGCCUAUUGAGGCUUUUCUUCCUAAUGGACAACUUAUCACAAAAUAUUUUGCUCUACUUAUCACAAAACGACCUCAUUCCGUCUCUUACCGAUAUUCUUCAUUAUGUUAAAUUUUGAGAAUGCAUAAAAUACCAAGAAAGCAGAUAGGUUUGUUUUGUACCUCACUAACUGUAGUGCGAAUACAGAUUCAUACUCCACUCAGUAUUACUAUACCAUAAAACACAAGUUCAAAGUUUUGUGAAUAAUAUGUAUGGUUAGGGUUAAUAACGUAAUGAAAAACUGUCCGUCAGUAGAUGCUAUUUGAUGAUGCAAUCUAACCGACCGACACUGAUCACUAGUUUGGAUAACAAGUGCAAGCCUCUAAAUAAUGCAUAUAAAAAUUUAUCUACACGAUUGGAUUUUUUUCUAAUAAAUAGCAUCUUCACAGACAUAUAUUAGCUACAAAAUGAAAAUGAGUAAAUACCACUUCAUAAAUAAUGAAUUAGGGGUAACGCGUUCUACAGGUUAUUCACAAUUUAAUGUAAUUAAAAUAUAACUUAUAUGGUUCAUUUUUUGUUAACCAUGUCAAAAUAACUGAUUUAACAUAAAACAUGACACAUACAUUUUUAAAGUAUACUGGAUUGAUGAAUUUUUAUAUCUAACAUCUUUAAUAUUCCUUAGGAACUGUUAUUUACAACAGAAUUGUCAAACUCUCUGUUUUAUAAGAACUGGCUACAGGGUAAAAUUCCAACAUAAUUUCUGCACUUAUAUUUUAUAAGAGUAAAGACUGCUCGUAAAAUGACUCCAAUAAACUCAGUGAAACAAAGGCGGCCAGUUGGAAUUUAGGUAUUUGUGAUAAAAUAACGAUAACAUAAAAUUGAAAAUGAUCUCUGGAAUCUUUUUUUCUUUUUGCAAAAGUCUUGAAGGUUUCCAAAAGAUGUGAUGUAUUUUUAUUUGAACCACAAUACAUUCUGCCUUAAAGCAUGGUUGCAGACAAGUAAAUGGGUAUACUUCAGUUUAAAUUUGUGACCUAUUUAACUGGACACACUUUUUUGACACGAUUUUUAAGAAGUUUACAACAUUUUUUAGUUCGAAUCAGAGAUGAUUCUAAACUGCGUAGACAACUGAUCUUGAACUCUGGACAUCGAAAUCAGGCUAGCCUUUUUACGUCACAUACCUGUUAAACUUUACGUCAUACGAGGAAUAUUUAAAAUUUUGACUGCGUAAUAUCAAGUACUAGUUUUUUCAACAAUAAUCUUUAGAAAAAAAACUGAAUGGAGAUUAAGUUUCACUGAUAAUUUUAGCAGAAGGGGAUUUAUGUCACUUAAGAACAACUCAUGAACUGAGAGGGGAUUUGAGACCAAAAAAAUUUCAAUUCAUCCCCAGGUUUCAAAACAAAAGUAUUCUGCCCCACGUAUAUGAAAAAUAUUCUAUGUAUUGCAAUCGGACAAAACACAAAAAAUCGUCUUUUUGGGGAUCAGCAUCUAUAACACUUAUGUAAAGGCUAACAGAAAAACACUUUUCUUGGAAACAAUUUGAUUGUUGAGUGGUUUUGGUGGAGUCUCAUGAAGGCCUUUUAUUGAAAGUAAUAUGAAAAGGUCAUAAAGAAAAUACUAAGCCAAACUAAAACGUUUUACGAAGACAAAUCUUUAAUAUGAAGUUAAAAUUACGAUGAUGGAGAAGAGUGAUAGCUCAAGUGGAUGAUUUUAGUAAUCUUUCGCUCUCUGAGCUAAGUGGCUUGCUGCAGGGCACUAAAUCCCGUUAUCUAAAUUCUGGAAUAAUAGAACAAAUAAAUCUUAAAGGAUUUACCCUUCUGGCAUUGUUAUGUUUAUCGGCCUAUAGCUUCGUAAUUAAAAUAAGAACAUUUUCGCAAAAACUAUUUUCGCCAGAUGCAUUAAAAAGUCACUAAAAACAACCGUUAAAUGUAUCAUCAAAAUAAUGGAGGUUCUUAUUCUUGUCUUCAAGUUGUCGUUUCCACAUAUGUUCUAGCCAAUAUUUAAUAAACAUUGGGAUCGAUAAUUGAUGUGCAAAGUUGAUUCAUACAGAUAUUUCUGAUUUAACGUUCAUUUUUUUCGGCUUAUUAAAUUUUAGGCAAAUUAGUAAUAAACACUGUUGACAUUAAGUAAGAAAACUGGUUGUAAAGUAUAAAAUUAUAUUAAUGAACGUAUUUUAGACCACCGCCCAAUUUAUAUUUUGUGAUUAAUUCACCAAUUAGCAAUAAACAUAGACUUAAUGAACUGAUCUCAAAUGCUCAGGUCGCAUAUUCAAAUGUCAUUUUAUCGAGUUUUUGUAGAAAAAUUGCAAGGGUUUAUUUGUAUCAAGAUAUGGAAAUAAAACGUGAUUUACACCUUAUUGUAAGAUCUUCAAAAUAAUUUUUGACUUUUUGCUUUAUAGCGUGUAUGAAUAGAUACAUAAUGAAAUAAAGGGGAGAGUUUUAUUACAGUCAUUUUUGAUCACGACGUUACAAACGAUAAAUAUCAUACUUCCCCGUUGGUAAGUCCCCAGUUAGUCCAACACAGUAUUGAAUAAAGCAAAAAUAAAGAAUCGGGCAGAAUACAAUGGACUUAUUUUAUUUUGUAUGGUUCUCAUCAGCUGUUUACAGCCUCUAAUUGCGGAAAAUCAAAAUUAUUGUAAAGUUUACAUACUUAUAGCAGUAAAAACGUGUAUGUAUCAUCAUUUUGAAGAAAGGAUAGUGUGGACAUAAAAAGAGCGUUGUAAAUAAAUGUUUGUGAAAAAAGAUUCUAGACCGUCAGACAUAGUAACAAGAGGUCAUAGAGGUAAAAACAACUAAUUGAUUAUAUAAUGAAUCAGUCGGAAAUAUAUUAAUAACGAUUAAGAAUAACAUAAGUUGACAUCAGUCAUUUAAAAAAUAAUGCCAUUAAUUCGAAAAAAGCAAUAGAAUUAAUAUAGGAGAGAUCUAAAUUGCGAAGAUGAUAAAACAAACAGAAGAUGAAGUGACUGUCGUAAGGAAAGACUUGCAACUGCUUCCUUUGGAAUACAUAUGAAAUGGUUGAGUCAUUUGAUGACUAUAGCUACAACCAAUCCGAGAAGGGUUUUUAGCAACGCUACUGUGGAACGUCUCUGUAACACAGAGUAUCAAGUUGAUAGACUUAAAUCUUUCAGCAUCAUCAAUCAAGAGUUAACCUCCAUUCUUCUACAAUUAGUCGAAGUUACAUUCAUUUUCGAAAUAUUUGAUUAGGUAGAUGGAUAUUUUAAGUGGCCGUUAACAGUCGGUCAAAUGAGUCAUUUGAAUUCAAAGUCAUUAGUUUACAUAUUCAUUAAACUUAAAGAGUUAAAAGAGACUUGAAAUGAAUUUUCCUGAAGUAGUACUAUAAAAAUUACUCCUACUUCUCAAAUGUGUGCUUAUAAACCGUAAUCCUCUAUAAUUAAAUAAAUUAGUUAUGGUAAAUAUAACGAGGAACAACAGUCAACACUGAAUAAUCUGAUUCUAAUAGUGUUUUGAGCAUCUUAAUUUAAAUUUCUAAAUAAACAUCUACACAGACAGAUAGAUUUCAGUUCACGGACACAUUACUACGAAAAAGAAAUAUAAGUUUUUGUACAGAGAUAUAACCAUAACAUCCCCAAACAGUUUUAUUGUAUAAUACUGUUUCAAUUUAUAGCUGACUGCGGUUGACCCUCAUGUUCUGAAUAGAAAGAAGUAAACCUGCCUCGUUCUUGUUGACAUCAGUCAUCACUUUUCAGAAAAUAUAGGAAAUAUUCAAGUGUUACUGAUUGUAAAAGCAUAAUGUCAACGAAAUAAAUUUCACAACUAGAACAGAAAUAAUAUUCUGGCUCAGAAGCUAUCAAAACUGGUGGUGUAGCUUAAACUACCAUUUAUUCAAGAAACGGUAACCAAACGAGCAUGUAGAUGGCAUUCCACUUCUGAUCGGUGUUAUAUACUACUUAUAUCUGCAAACAUAAGUAGCAUAUAACGGCUUUACCCAAGUAUUUUUGUGGAAUUUUAAUUGGAUCCCAGAAGUAAAUAAUUUAAUCUACAAAAACGGUCUAGUUUUCGGCUACCAAUUGAAAGGGUUAUUGUUUUAGUCUGAAUUUCUAGUUAGUUUUGCAAGUUUUAUUGACUGGGCUAAAACUAUCAACUUACACUAUCUUAAUGUAAACAGGGAGAUUUGAUGUAUAUCUACUUCCAGAACAUAUAUUAUGACAUUCACCUAAUUUUCACUCAGAUUUUAAACUAUAAACUCCUUUGUAUUAAAAGUAGUAAUACAAAAUGAAUAUAUUUUUUAAGCAGUGAUCUAUCAAUAUAGAAAAAACAAGAAAUUAUUCAAUAAAUAUUUAUAAACGUCUUAUUUUCGGGAUAAAAUGGGAAACAUAUAACGUUUCUGUUUAGUGCCCAGGUCUCUCGCCAUAUAAAUGAGAAUGUUUUUUUGAUAGACAAUUUUAAGGAGUUUCAUCAUAUUAGGGAAGAGUUAGGCAUUCUACCGCCAAAAUAACUAUGCCACAAAUCAUACAAUGUUAAAUAUAAUAACAAACCAAAAUAAAUUUAAGCAUCUUGUAAAACUAGUUCUGCAUUCGGAGAUUUAUUUACAGAACUCUUGCGUCUUAUCUAAAAGAAAAUAGCAAGUUUAAAAUGCAUUUAACCUUUAUGAAGUAAUAUACAUAGCUUUAUACGUUAGUAUUUAAAACAGUAAUAAAUGUUAAAUAAGUUUGAAAUGAACUUUAAUUUGUUGUUAAUGAGAACUAGGUUUUGUAUUCAAAUGUAACUUCUUUAUGUAGUUUUGUUUAUAAUAGAUUAUUAACAGCAAUAGAAGAAACAAAAUCGCCAAGACAUUUUCUUGUCCAAAAAAAUAACAGAUUCACAAUGAAUUCAAUGGAGAAAGAUAACAGAAAUACCCAAAAGUUUCAAAAAAGUCUGAAUGAAACAUUAGAAGAAAAAGAAAGAUUAAAAAAUAUAUUGUCAUCAACAAAAACUGAAUCCAGUUUAUUAAAAAGUCGAAUAGAAUCAGCAAUUGAAGAAUUGAGAAAAAUUAAUGAAGAAAUUCAAGAUAUACAAAUUAAGAAAAAAUUGUUAAUCAAAAAACAAGAUAUCAGACGACAAAGAGAACAAAAGGCACAAAAAGAUCUACUUUCACUACUUUCAAAUAAACAGAAGAUCGAACAUUUGAUAAAGGUCGAACGUGAAAAUUCUUUGGAUGAAAGGAUCCGUCAACUACAGGAAUGUAUUAAAUAUUCAGAAGACCAUUGGAUUUUUCGAUAUUUUAGUGAUAAAAAUUAUGAAACCGAACCACAAAAAAAAGAGAUUGAAGGGAAUGAAACGGUUUUAAUUGAAAAUAAACAAAUUUAACAUUUUAUUGUCUGUUAGCUUCAUAAGCGUUGGUGUUUAUUAGUAAAUAAAUAAAAGUUGAAUUCACUAUGGUUCUUUCACUUAUGCAUUUGUACUUGC